GCAGUGCGAUUAGACCCUCUCCGACCUCACCCUCCGUUGUCACGACUGCCAACAACUACCGAUCAUGGUCUUCUGGCUGCCAUGUCGAAAUCGUGGUCGGCGACGCUGAGGUUGCCGAAAUCCUCUUUUCCCCCGAGGUCUCCCCUCCAACUGCGAGACCAGUACAUCCAACGAUGCGCCGAUGGCCUGUAUGAAUGGCAGAGGCAGAACAGGCCCUCUGAUGACACUUUCGUCAUCCACGACGGCCCGCCGUAUGCAAAUGGCAAUCUUCACGUCGGCCAUGCCUUGAAUAAAAUCUUGAAAGAUAUGAUACUGAGGUUGAAAGUACAGCAAGGCCGACGGGUGGAAUACAUCCCGGGAUGGGAUUGCCAUGGACUUCCCAUCGAGCUUAAGGCUCUCGAAAAAUCCCAGGGGGCCAAGCUUACACCAGUCGAGAUCCGCAAGUCUGCUCGAAACUUGGCGUCGGGUACUGUACUUAAGCAGAUGAAGAGCUUCCAAUCGUACGGGGUCAUGGCCGACUGGGGCCGCAGGUGGACGACGAUGGAUGCAGCAUUCGAGCUCCGUCAGCUGCGUUUAUUCCAGCAAAUGGUAAAGAAGGGUCUAAUCUACCGUCGGUUCAAGCCCGUGUACUGGUCGCCCUCUUCCAAGACUGCCUUGGCUGAGGCGGAAUUGGAAUACAAGGAUGACCAUGUUUCGAACGCCGCUUGGGUCAAAUUCGCCAUCACGGAUGAAUGGAAAUUGCUCCCCCAGUUUGAGCCACUGCUCGACAAGAUCCAGGGACGGCUGUAUGCUGUGAUAUGGACUACGACGCCGUGGACGUUACCCGCCAAUUCGGCUAUCGCUGUCCAUGAUGAUAUGGAGUACUGUUUCGUCCGCUGGGGUUCUGAUAUGCUGCUAGUCGCGCAGAGUCGUCUUGACACGCUGCUCUCCAAGAUUGGGGCAGGAGAGAACGGCUACGAGGUUAUUGGGACAGUUUGCGGUAGAGAUUUGGCCGGUCUAAAGUACGUAAACAGGCUUAGGGGCAAGACUGGCUCGCCACAGCCGAUCAUACACGCGGACUUUGUGACAUCGGACUCAGGGUCCGGCCUUGUCCACUUAGCGCCUGGCCACGGGUUCGAUGACUACGAAGUUUGUCGGCAACUUGACAUACCGGUAGUGGCUGUCAUAGAUGACCACGGAAAAUUUACUGAACUCGCACUCCCAGAUUCGCCUGAGACAUUGCAGUCGGCCCCUUCUGUAAACGAAGGCGGCGGUAAGCACGUCCUCAACCUUCUCGAGUCUCAUGGCGACGUUCUGCUAGGCGAAGAACACCGGCACAAGUACCCUUACGAUUGGCGCACCAAACAGCCAGUGGUUAUUCGGGCUACCGAACAAUGGUUUGCCGAUGUUGCAUCUAUCAAACAAGAAGCGCUUGAGUCCCUGAAUGACGUUCGUUUUAUUCCGGACUCUGGCAGGAAACGGCUCGAGAGUUUCAUUCAAGGUCGGAGCGAAUGGUGUAUAUCGCGACAGCGCGUUUGGGGCGUCCCCAUACCUGCUUUAUACGAUGAUGCUGGCGCAGCCUUAGUAAGUGAAGAAGUCGUCGAGCAUAUCAUUUCGGUUAUCCAAGAACGAGGUACCCAUGCCUGGUGGUCGGAUGCCCCUGACGAUCCCGCCUGGUUUCCACCUUCGCUCCAAGGGACAUACCGACGGGGGACCGAUACGAUGGACGUAUGGUUUGAUAGCGGUAGCAGCUGGUCGAUGAUGCCGGGACGCGCGGAUGUCUAUCUUGAAGGGUCUGACCAGCAUCGUGGCUGGUUUCAGUCCAGUCUCCUCACCCGGAUCGCAGCCGGAUCGCAGACCGACUCAAGCUUCGUCAAAGGCGCACCUUUUAAGCAGCUGAUUACUCACGGGUUCACCCUAGAUCAGGAUGGCAAGAAGAUGUCGAAAUCGCUGGGAAACAUCAUAGAGCCACAACAAGUCAUGGAUGGCACGCUUCUACCUCCGAUGAAACAGAAGAAGGCAGCGGCAAACCAAGGACCGCCCAGGAGUGACGCUCUCGGUCCUGACGCUCUAAGGUUGUGGGCAGCGAGCAGCGACUACACUCGAGACGUAGUCAUCGGAGUUCCCGUGCUCGCGGCAAUCCACACGGCGCUGAUGAAGUACCGCACGACUGUAAAGAUGCUUCUAGGCUCGAUGCACGAAUCUGCCCGGACAGCGCCGCUAAGCGUGACGGAUCAUAUUGCUAUCAUACACUUACAAGAUACGAUGCGUGAAGUUGGUGAGGCAUUCGGAAACUACGAAUUCUACAGGGGAGUUGCAGCUUUAAAUAGAUGGGUUACGGUCAACUUGUCGGCUUUCUAUCUCGAGGCGUUGAAAGAUCGACUGUAUUGCGGAGACGGGGGUGGCGUCCUGGAACCUAUAUUGACCGGUUUUCUCAGGAUGCUGGCCCCAGUUACGCCCUUGUUAGUCGAAGAGGCGUGGGAUCACCGCCCCGAGUGGAUGAAACACGAUCAGUCACUGACUCAUCCGCUCCACCAGCUUUACGGCGAUCCCGUAAUCGAUCCUACGCGCCUGACGCGAGACCUGUCGUCUCUCCGGAAUGAUAUACCAAUCCUGAUGUCCGUCCACGCGGCAAUCAAGUCGGGUCUCGAGGCCGCAAGAGGCGACAAGGCCAUAGGGUCGUCUCUGCAGAGUUCGGUCAUCCUCGAUGUCUCGGAUGCCCCGACCAAGGAUAUUCUUGCGACGUACGCAGAUGAGCUCGAAGCCAUGUUCGUCGUCUCUUCCGUCGAGAUUAAUGCCGACCAGCCGGUCAGCCCGGAGUGGUCCUACGUGCGGGACCUUGAGGUCGGCGGUGCUGUAAGGGGGAAGGCCGUGGUCUUGCCGCCUAAGCAGGCCAAGUGCCCCCGCUGUUGGCGUUAUGUUGCUCCCGCCCAGGAUACGCUAUGCCAUAGGUGCGAGGAUGCCGUUUCUGCGUAACAGAUUAGCGAGCUGGUGGCGGCUCCAGGACUGUACAAUAGGCGGCAUAGUCUUUAGAGAUUUAUAUCCAAUAUACAAAUAUGUAAGCACGAAUGAAA
Molecule: messenger RNA, 3053 nt
Organism: Durotheca rogersii
Lineage: Eukaryota; Fungi; Ascomycota; Sordariomycetes; Xylariales; Xylariaceae
Product: isoleucyl-tRNA synthetase
Exons: 4
Coding region: 82-2955 (957 amino acids)
Biological process (GO): isoleucyl-tRNA aminoacylation
Cellular component (GO): cytosol
Molecular function (GO): tRNA binding; isoleucine-tRNA ligase activity; ATP binding
Source: RefSeq, a predicted model, not a curated record